Messenger RNA from Camelina sativa (false flax), 726 nucleotides. The record is from RefSeq and is a predicted model, not a curated record. NCBI's taxonomy places the organism in Eukaryota, Viridiplantae, Streptophyta, Magnoliopsida, Brassicales, Brassicaceae.
AUGGUCCAAUGUUCCUUUCGUGGAGAUGUUUAUGAUCGUUUUGUCUCCAAGUUUAACGUUGGUGAUUGGCUUUAUUUCGAAGACUUUAAGGUUGUUGAGCAGUAUGGUUCAUGUUUAGCUACCGCACAUCGUUACAAAAUUGUUAUUUUGUAUAAUACCAAGAUCAAAGAGAAUUCAAUUGUUAGAGGGGAAGAUUUCUAUGAUUUCGUCGAUUUUAAACUCAUUAAUGAUGACGUCAUCGAUGAGGUUGUCAAUGUUGGGGAAUUCAGCUAUUGUACGGUCUUUGAAGAAUCUGAUGACGACAGUAAUGUUGGAAAUCAAGACGAUUCUGAUUAUAUACAAGAAGGAAGCGAUGAAGAAGAUGAUGUUUCUUAUGAUAUAAUGGAUGAAGAAUAUGAUGAUAUUGAUGAAGAAACUGAUGAUGAGGUCGAAUAUCAAUCAGAUAAUAGUGAUAAUGAUGAUCAUAAUGAGGAUAAAUAUAUCCAAGAUUUAGAGGAGGAUGAAGAGAACGAUGAGAUGCAAAGUUCUGAAGAAAAUAUUGCAAUAAAUAGUAGAGCAGAUGAUUACUCUAUUAACCACAAAAUAUCUUUUGAUCUAUGUGAUUUCAGGAAAAAGAAGUAUAUCUUCUACAGUUUGUACGCAAAUAAUACUCAAUCCGCAAAUUCCAGAGGAGUCGAAAAUGAUGGAAUUGAGACCAAGGAAGAGGACUCGCAAAUAGAAGACUGA